UUAAGGUAAAAAGCACUCCCUGUGCUCUUUUUAAAUCCCUCGGGUUUAUGUUUUAUUGCUCCACGUCUGCCUCCCUGAGGUUCUUGUACAGACUCGGUAUUUCCUUCUGUAAAGAAGCUGUUUAGUUCAUCUUUGCCUGGUUUGUAAGAACCCACGGGAGGCAGUUUGUGCACCGCCCCCCCCUCCAAAUCUUGGCUGGAGCAGCAAGUCUGUCAAUCCCAGGCGAGAGACAAGUCAGACAAAGGUUCGUUUGUGAAGAACCUCCUUCCAGUACCUCCUCUCUUCUCCUUUUGCCCAAACUCACCCAGUGAGUUGGAGCAUUUUAAAAGAUUCCUCUGCCAAGAAGACCAAAAGGAAAGAAGAAGAAAAGGGCCAAAAGCCAACAUGAAAUUUAUAGUACUUGCUGUCACCGUUGGGCUAACUUUGCUGCUAGGAGUCCAAACCAUGCCGGCAAAUCGACUCUCUUGCUACAGAAAGAUACUAAAAGAUCGCAACUGUCACAACCUUCCUGAAGGAGUAGCUGACCUGACAAAGAUUGAUGUGAACGCCCAGGAUCAUUUCUGGGAUGGGAAGGGAUGUGAGAUGAUCUGUUACUGCAACUUCAGUGAAUUGCUCUGCUGCCCAAAAGAUAUCUUCUUUGGACCAAAGAUCUCUUUUGUGAUCCCUUGCAACAAUCACUGAGAAUCUUCAUGUAUUCUGGAGAACACCACCCUUAAUUUCCCAUAAACUGCACUAUAUCAGUGUAACUGCAAUUCUAGUUUCUAUCCAGUGCAAUAAAGCACAGAUUCUAUAAAAUUUUACUUGUCCAAGACAAGCAAACUUGUGUUAAAUAAGUAGUAAUAAAAAUUAAUUCAAU
Molecule: messenger RNA, 856 nt
Organism: Rhinolophus ferrumequinum (greater horseshoe bat)
Lineage: Eukaryota; Metazoa; Chordata; Mammalia; Chiroptera; Rhinolophidae
Gene: SCRG1
Product: stimulator of chondrogenesis 1
Exons: 3
Coding region: 385-681 (98 amino acids)
Source: RefSeq, a predicted model, not a curated record